AAACGGUCGAGCGAGGGUCACAUUAAUAUUAAACCCUGUAAUUUUAACCAAAGUUUAGUUCCUUCAAUUUAUUUAUAUACCUAAACACUACAUCCCUUAAAACCAUGGACGACUUGAAUCCGCUGGCGGGAACGGCUCACCUCCUGGAAGAGGUUGACAAGAAACUGAUGGUCCUAUUAAGAGACGGACGGACUCUGAUUGGAUAUCUGCGAUCCGUGGACCAGUUCGCUAACCUGGUACUGCAGCGCACCAUCGAGCGGAUACAUGUGGGCAACGAGUACGGCGACAUUCCCCGCGGAGUCUUCAUCAUUCGCGGCGAGAAUGUGGUGCUGCUGGGUGAAAUUGACCGUGAGAAGGAGCAGAAACUGCCACUCAAAGAGAUAUCCGUCGACGAAAUCCUGGACGCACAGCGGAGGGAACAGGAGCAGCGGCAGGAGAAACACCGCCUGGUAUCCAAGGCACUAAAGGAACGAGGCCUGGCCGUAGAUGCCAACAUAAUCAACGAGGACUUUUGCUAAGACUUCAAACUCUUCCUAAGCACAUAGUUAGAUUAAGCUCAAAAGAUUUUCGUCACUUUGUAUAUUUGUACUGCAUUAAAAAACUAUGUUAAAACCUA
Messenger RNA from Drosophila santomea, 616 nucleotides. It is a transcript of the gene LSm1, whose product is annotated as U6 snRNA-associated Sm-like protein LSm1. The transcript has 3 exons. The record is from RefSeq and is a predicted model, not a curated record. Gene Ontology annotation, cellular component: P-body; Lsm1-7-Pat1 complex. Gene Ontology annotation, molecular function: RNA cap binding. Gene Ontology annotation, biological process: deadenylation-dependent decapping of nuclear-transcribed mRNA. NCBI's taxonomy places the organism in Eukaryota, Metazoa, Arthropoda, Insecta, Diptera, Drosophilidae. The coding region runs from base 105 to 518 and encodes 137 amino acids.